Heterocephalus glaber (naked mole-rat) is the source of this 4188-nucleotide messenger RNA. It is a transcript of the gene Exoc4, whose product is annotated as exocyst complex component 4. Gene Ontology annotation, biological process: Golgi to plasma membrane transport; chemical synaptic transmission; exocytosis. The record is from RefSeq and is a predicted model, not a curated record. Gene Ontology annotation, cellular component: exocyst; synapse; growth cone membrane. NCBI's taxonomy places the organism in Eukaryota, Metazoa, Chordata, Mammalia, Rodentia, Bathyergidae.
CCAUUGGUGCAGACUCAGGCCGGUCAAAGACGGAGUCUACGUUCGUUUUAGUUCUGUGCAGCCCACCGGCUCUGUCCCCCGUGCCAAGAUGGCGGCAGAAGCAGCUGGUGGGAAAUACAGAAGCACAGUCAGCAAAAGCAAAGACCCUUCGGGGCUGCUCAUCUCUGUGAUCAGGACUCUGUCUACUAGUGACGAUGUUGAAGACAGAGAAAAUGAAAAGGGUCGCCUUGAGGAAGCAUAUGAGAAGUGUGACCGUGACCUGGAUGAGUUGAUAGUGCAGCACUACACAGAGCUGACAACAGCCAUUCGCACCUACCAGAGCAUCACCGAGCGCAUCACUAAUUCCCGGAAUAAAAUAAAGCAGGUAAAAGAAAACCUUCUUUCAUGCAAGAUGUUGUUGCACUGCAAACGGGAUGAACUUCGGAAACUGUGGAUCGAAGGAAUUGAACAUAAGCACGUCCUGAACCUGCUAGAUGAAAUUGAGAACAUCAAGCAAGUGCCUCAAAAGCUAGAACAGUGCAUGGCCAGCAAGCAUUAUCUCAGUGCCACUGACAUGCUGGUGUCAGCAGUAGAGUCUUUGGAGGGUCCGCUGCUCCAGGUGGAAGGAUUGAGUGACCUCAGGCUGGAGCUUCACAGCAAGAAGAUGAACCUCCACCUGGUUCUCAUAGAUGAACUGCACCGGCACUUGUACAUCAAAUCCACUAGCCGAGUUGUGCAGCAUAACAAGGAAAAAGGGAAAAUGAGCACCCAUGUGAAGGAUACCUCUCCUGGCCCUCUGAUUGAUGUUACAAAUCUCCCUACUCCACGAAAAUUUCUAGAUACUGCUCAGUAUUCUACUGCAGGAAGCUCAGUUGUGAGGGACAUAAACUUGCAGGACAUCAAGGAGGACUUGGAAUUGGACCCAGAGGAGAACAGCACCCUUUUCAUGGGUAUCCUUAUUAAGGGGCUGGCUAAACUGAAGAAGAUUCCAGAGACAGUUAAGGCAAUCAAGGAGCGCUUGGAGCAGGAGCUAAAGCAAAUUGUGAAGAGAUCUACCACACAGGUGGCAGACAGUGGCUAUCAGCGGGUAGAGAACCUCACUGUGGAGAACCAACCAAGGUUACUUUUAGAGCUGCUGGAGCUGCUGUUUGACAAGUUUAAUGCUGUGGCCACUGCACACUUUGUGGUGCUGGGAUACCUGCAGGAAGCUGUUGGGAUUCCAGUGACUCAGCAGGAAGAGAUCAAACUGUAUGAUAUGGCAGAUGUGUGGGUGAAGAUCCAGGAUGUGCUGCAGAUGCUGUUGACUGAAUACUUGGAUAUGAAAAAUACUCAUACAGCCUCAGAACCAUCAGCCCCACUUAGCUACGCCAGUACUGGACGAGAGUUUGCAGCUUUUUUUGCCAAAAAGAAACCUCAAAGACCAAAAAAUUCUCUUUUCAAAUUUGAAUCAUCUUCCCAUGCUAUCAGUAUGAGUGCCUAUUUGCGAGAACAGAGAAGGGAACUCUAUAGUCGGAGUGGAGAACUUCAAGGGGGUCCUGAUGACAACUUAAUUGAAGGUGGAGGAACUAAAUUUGUCUGCAAACCUGGAGCCAGAAACAUUACUGUCAUAUUUCAUCCAUUACUGAGGUUUAUUCAGGAGAUUGAACAUGCCCUGGGACUUGGCCCAACCAAGCAGUGUCCUCUUCGAGAGUUUCUCACCGUGUACAUCAAAAACAUCUUCCUCAAUCAGGUCUUGGCUGAGAUCAACAAGGAGAUUGAAGGAGUCACUAAAACGUCUGACCCCCUGAAGAUCCUAGCUAACGCAGACACCAUGAAGGUACUGGGAGUGCAGCGCCCUCUCCUGCAGAGCACAAUCAUUGUGGAGAAGACAGUGCAAGACCUCAUGAACCUGAUGCAUGACUUGAGUGCAUAUUCCGAUCAGUUCCUCAACAUGGUGUGCGUGAAGCUCCAAGAGUACAAGGACACCUGCUCUGUAGCCUACAGGGGCAUUGUCCAGUCAGAAGAAAAACUUGUCAUCAGUGCAUCUUGGGCAAAAGAUGAUGAUAUCAGCAGACUCUUAAAGUCAUUACCAAACUGGAUCAAUAUGGCUCAACCCAAACAGCUAAGGCCAAAGAGAGAAGAAGAAGAAGAUUUCAUAAGGGCAGCCUUUGGCAAGGAAUCUGAAGUUCUAAUUGGGAACCUGGGUGAUAAAUUAAUCCCUCCACAAGACAUCCUCCGUGACGUCAGUGACCUCAAAGCCUUGGCUAACAUGCAUGAAAGCUUAGAAUGGUUGGCAGGCCGAACGAAGUCAGCUUUCUCUAAUCUUUCUACAUCUCAGAUGCUUUCUCCUGCUCAAGAGAGCCAUGUGAACAUGGACCUGCCCCCUGUCUCCGAGCAGAUCAUGCAGACUCUGAGUGAACUUGCCAAGUCCUUCCAGGACAUGGCCGACCGCUGCUUGCUGGUCUUACAUCUGGAAGUGAGAGUUCACUGUUUCCACUAUCUCAUCCCUCUAGCAAAAGAGGGGAACUAUGCCAUUGUUGCCAAUGUGGAAAGCAUGGAUUAUGACCCUCUGGUGGUCAAGCUCAACAAAGAUAUCAGUGCCAUUGAAGAGGCUAUGAGUGCCAGCCUUCAACAGCACAAGUUCCAGUAUAUCUUUGAAGGCCUGGGACACCUCAUCUCCUGUAUCCUCAUCAAUGGUGCCCAGUACUUCAGGCGCAUCAGUGAAUCUGGCAUCAAGAAAAUGUGUAGAAACAUUUUUGUUCUUCAGCAGAACUUGACCAACAUCACCAUGUCACGAGAAGCAGACUUGGACUUUGCAAGGCAGUACUAUGAGAUGCUGUACAACACGGCCGACGAGCUCCUGAACCUGGUGGUGGACCAGGGCGUGAAGUACACGGAGCUGGAAUACAUCCACGCCCUGACCCUGCUGCACCGAAGUCAGACGGGAGUGGGGGACCAGACCACCCAGAACUCGAGGCUCCAGAGGCUUAAGGAGAUCAUCUGUGAGCAGGCGGCCAUCAAGCAGGCCACCAAAGAUAAGAAAAUAACUACUGUUUAAUGGGGUGCACUGCGGUAGGGUGGGGGUUGCUUUUGUUUCCUCAGACUCACCUCUUUAUUGGUAUGUUAUUUGGUAUCUUCCAAGGUUAGUUUUGUCUAUGCUGAUGCUUUAGUAGAAAGAAAAGUGUAAGGAUUAUUUUCUCUUUAGGUUUGGCUUUUGUUAGGAGCUCUGAAGGAAGUUUGCAGUACAAAAUGUUUUACUGUAACAACUACAUUAGUACAGUUGAUUCUAAAGGGGCUGAGGUAGGCCAAGGAAGGAAGGUAUAUCAAGCUAUUACACUCUGAGAAACGAAUGGAUGACUUAUACUUUGUUUAUUCCCCGGCAUAUAUAAAAUUCCAGCUUUCAAAGUAGACUGGCACCUAUGUUUUAGUCCAUUCCUAAAGCCACUUAAUAGUCUUCUGUUUCUACUCUCUUGACCUUGUUGGUUUACAGUCCAAUAAAAUAAGUGUACAUGCAUUGUUUUCUAUCACUUUACCCAAAUCAUAUAAAUGGCUUCUCAGCUGGUUGUGGCUUUCAACAAAUUUCCCUAACCAAAACAGGAACUCUUCAGAGUUAGGGGGGAAAAUAUCCUUUAUCUCAACCUCUUAGAGAAUUUAUAUGCUGUAGCUUGUACCUAGGCUGUUGGUUGGUUUACUGCCUUUGUAUUUUGACUGUAUCAAAACCAAGAGCCAUAAAUUAGUGAUAAAAAUGGAAGAAGGAAAGGUGGUCUGACCCACUCUGGUUUCCAAAAAAAUAAUGGUUAGAGAACGUCUCGCCUCACUUAAAACCUUGUUUGGAGGUUAAUGAUUCUGAGGUGCUUACUUAUCUUCCCAUGAACAUCUGGGAAAGUAGCCCAGGUUUGCUUAGCUGAGGGCAAGGAUGAUGGGACAGCCAUGACAUUUCUCCUCUCUCUGUGGGGCCACCAACUGAGCCUGUUUCAGAGUUGCUUUCCUGUAGUGCAGAUGCUCACUGUGUUCCUGGCACACUGGACUUCACCAUUACCCCAGGCCCCCAGUCCUCUUGCUGUGCCUGGUCACCUGUCACAGGAGGAACAGUGCGGUGAUCAGGAAGCAUCUUGAACACACAUGGAAAGGCGAGCGGGAAGGUCUGUGACUGGAUUUUGUGCCUGUUUGUAACAACUUUGGUUUUGAUGGAAUAAACAAAAAAAUAAAGACUGUCUUGAGAAGCUUAAA